This is a messenger RNA of Rotaria sp. Silwood2, 1611 nucleotides long. Lineage: Eukaryota; Metazoa; Rotifera; Eurotatoria; Philodinida; Philodinidae. The record is from the annotation of a GenBank genome assembly.
AUGUCUACGUGUCUAUUUGAUUCAUUUCCAGUCGAAUUAGUUCAUAAUAUUUUUCAUUAUCUAUGGGCACAUGAAAUAUUCUAUGGAUUUGCUCGAUUAAGUUCAUAUAUAGACAACGUGCUUGUUGGCUAUGAUCGGUAUUCGAUCAGUUUAUCAUCUAUGCUUAAACAUCAAUUUGAUCUUAUGUGUCUUCAUACUCGACCAGAACAAGUUAUCUCUAUAACACUUGUUGAAAAUAAUGAUACACCAAAUCAAUCAGAAAUGUUUUUUUCAAAAUUUGAUAUUCUACAAUUUAUUAAUCUUCGGUCAUUUUCAAUUAUUUCAUCGAAUCAGAGUAUUUUUAGACAAUUGAAUCUUUUAUGUCGACUUAAUAAUUUUCAAUCGUUAACUUUACCACACAUUUCAGACACGUAUUGGUGUCUUUUCGGAUCUAGUGUAGAAACAACACUACCUCGAUUGAAACAAUUGAUUACACGUGACUACCCAUUAAUGGAACCGCUGAACAAUAUGAAAUAUUUAACAAUCACACAUUGUUAUUGUCAUAAUUUGGAAUAUUUAUUGAGUCAAAUGACCAAUUUAUAUUCUUUGAAUAUCACUUUAUCUCUCAAUAUGUCUACUCACUGGUCUCGGAAAGUACCAAUGAUGAAUCAUUUAAGACAAUUGACACUUUGCAUUCAAUACGGCCGAUUGACGAUGGAGAAAAUGCAUAAAUUUUUAUUGAAAAUGCCUUGUCUAAUGCAUUUCGAGCUUCGUAUAGACGAUCCAAUGGAUUUUGUUGUUGGUGAUCAAUGGAAAGUUUGGUCUCAAAGUUCAGAGAUUGAUAUCGAAGAGGCUAAGGAUAUAAUCGAUGGAAAUCAAUGGAAAUAUUUAGUAUCACAUCUUCAAACAUUUGAUUUUCAUUUUUGUCUCGCUGAUAGAUUGAACAAGCAGAUUCUCGAUUCAUUUCGAUCCUCAUUUUGGCUGACACAAAAAAGAUGGUUUGUUGCUUACGAUGAUCUUCAAUCAUCAUCUUCCCUUUUUACGGUACCUCGUUUUGCACCAAAGAAUAUUAUUUAUUUACUGAAUUAUGAUACACCAUCGUGUACAUCAUCGGAUCUAUGUCUUGAUCAAUAUGUUGAUAUUCUCAAUUUACCAACGCUUCGUCCAUUGAUGCAUCAUUUCAUUAAUGUAACAUCGCUAAUACUUCAAACAGACAAAGAUCUUUGUUUGGAUAGAAUUUUACCAUACUUAGCACUGCCUCAACUGAAAUCCUUUUCAUUAGUCAAUACAUCGUUACUUACUCAACUAUCGACAGAAACAAGAUUUGAAUCGAUACGUUCGUUGACAAUAGAUACAUUGGAGAUAAAAUUUCAUGCUGAACAAAUAUGUAUCGUAUUUCCACGAAUCGAACGUUUAAAAAUCGGAAUCAGUGAUCAAGAAACAAUGUUGUUGUUGAUUGAUAGAUUGAAACAUUUGUCAUUGGUCACAUUUGUCUAUCCUCAACCAUCGAUGUUCACGAAUAUAACAUAUGAAUGGUUUGUUGAAAAUUCUUCACGAUUUAAAGAAAACAAAAACUUUACAUGUAAUAUCAAUAAAGUUGAAAUACACUUGUGGAUAAGUGUUGAAGAAUGA